Salvelinus sp. IW2-2015 is the source of this 2191-nucleotide messenger RNA. RefSeq names its product transmembrane protein 121B (gene tmem121b). Lineage: Eukaryota; Metazoa; Chordata; Actinopteri; Salmoniformes; Salmonidae. The record is from RefSeq and is a predicted model, not a curated record.
ACUACCGAACCAGGGAAGAAAAAGAAGAGAGGAGAGAAAGGGAAGCGAACGCGCAAAUACAUGCAUACAAUGAUAGCAGAAAUUGGUGCCGCCGACAAUCCCAAGGCCAGCUAUCCCUAUCCCCAAGCAGCUGUGAUCUGCCCGGACUCACCGGUUUCAUCCGCCCCGGACUACGGCGUCGGACAGCUGUUCAUACGUAGCGCCUCGUACAGGAGGGACCCACAUACGUCCGCGGGGAGUAUCAACCCAGACGAGAGCUCCAUCAAGCCGCUGGUAUCCUCCGCUAUUACAAACGGCUAUAUCAUGACCUCUGAGGAAUUCAUGCAGACUGCUCCCCUGUUCGGCCAGAGGUCCAAGAGAAACGUUCUCUACAAGAUCCUGUGUUUCCUCAUUCUGAUAUUCCAAGGAGGCGUUCUAGAUUUCUACCUCAUUAUCUUCACGGAUCUGUACUGGUGCUCGUGGAUCGCCACGGAUCUGGUGGUGAUUUCUGGCUGGGGGAUCUUCUUCAUGAAGAACGCCAGGAGCAAGAGAGAGCGGGCGUGUGGGUUCCACCAAAAGAACUCUAUAUUCGUGAACCUCGGCGAGUUUACCUACGCCUCGGCCUGGUUAAUCUACGUGAUCGCCUGCACCCCUAAAAUAGUCCUCAUUCUAGAGACUUCGAUAUAGAUCUCAUCGCGCUCAAAGUUCCGUUCGGUUGAUAACCGGCCGUUGUUUAAGAUUAUCAUGUCGCUCUCGCUCCCGUUACUCUACUGUCUCAUCAAUUCUAUCACCGAGGACCAGAACGGAGCUACGCGCCACCGGUCCCAAAGCUGCUUCAUGACCACKUGUCUGGACCUCGUAGACUGCUUUACCCUGGUGGAGUUGRWUCUGAGGAACGAGAUACCGACGGUCUAUUUAAAAUACACGGUCAUCUCGGUGUAUUUCAUCGCCCUGGGCGUCCCGGUGGUGUGGUUGUACGAGUUGACCGCCUCCGAGAUGCGCUGUCGCUGGGUCUGGGCUKGGUUCCUGACCGGUGUGUUGGUCAACGCUCCUCUUCUGGUGGUGCGGUGCUUCCAGGUGUAUGUUCACAAGAUGCCCGUCUCYGUGUUCAUGUUCAAGAAUAUGUUCUUCUUGGCCUGUAAGUGUCUGGAGCUGAUAGAACAGUGUUUCACYGUGCGGGGAGUCAGGAGGUUCGGUGAGGGYCGCAACCCGGCYCAGUUCUCUCACUGUGUCUCAGAGAACGAUAUGUGUCCCCAUGGAUACGUUAACACCCUGGCCGUUACCACGCAGUCAUAGGCCCGGCUUGGAUCUCACCCUGGCCGUCACUACCUKGACCUWAAACGGCCUGGAUUUUAUUUUAUCCCCACUGGAGGGUGGAAGGCACAUGAGUGAUUGAUGCUGAAGGAAGAAUUUUGAGGWCCAGGACAGGGAUARGCCCUAAAACGGCACCCUAUGCCCUAUAUAGUGCACUACUUUUGACCAGGGCUCAUAGGGUUCUGAUCAAAAGGAGUGCACUAUAUAGGGAAUAGGGUGCCAAUGAGGAUGCACAGGUGUCAAUCAACGACAGCCUUAUUUUGACAUUUAUUCAGAUGUCAGAAGAACAUUUGAUAACAACAGGUGCUACAGAAUCAUUAUGCAUCAACUACACCUGCUUAAGACCUGGCAGACCUGGCAGACCUGGCCAACCUGGCAGACCUGGCCAGACGGAUUCCUCUAAUGCCUUGUCGGGGGUAUCGUUGUGAAGUAGUGGUGGUGGUGGUUGAUCAGUGGGGUUUGUGAAUUGAAAUCAUUGACUUUCACUUUGUAUUGUUGGGGGGGGGAACUUUAGAAGAAUGAGAAUCGUUUUGUUGAUUUGAUUUGAUUUGAAUGAGUUUGACAAAAGUGCAAGAAAGAUUGUUGUUUUGAAAUGGAGUCUUGGACAUGGUGUCGAUGUAAAGUCCUGUUUUACAUUGGUCAAGUCUUGUCUCCCAAUCUGUGAAACUUCCCAGUAGCAUUUCCUAAUCAAUGAAUAGAUGGAAACCGUGUGGUCAUUUAGAUACCUAAUUAGUGUGUAAUUGCGGUAUACGUAAUGAUUCCAAUGUUUAAUCAUGUCCUCUCAUUUCCUAAACUAUUUGGGGGGAAUAUAUCAUGUUAUCAAUAUAAAUCAAUUGAUAUUUCUUAAGAAUUGGAAAUCACUAUGUGUAUUUUACUGUAUGCUUUGAAGUCCCACCAA